CACACGCGCGUAAGAAAACGAACUUCGACCAUGAGUACCGUUACCUGUAUCGCACCCGUUAAUAUUGCGGUUAUUAAAUAUUGGGGAAAAAGAGACGAGUCCUUAAUUUUACCAACCAAUGAUUCUAUAAGCGCUAGUCUGGAUACGGAUCAGAUGCAUGCAAAAACCACCGUCAUGAUCAGCGCCGACUUCAAAGAGGAUUGUAUUUGGCUGAACGGAAGAGAGGAGAAUAUAAAAAAUCCAAGACUUCAAAACUGCUUGAAAGAAAUUAGAAAACGGUCGCAACUGCCCGAUUACAUGAACAAUUGGAAGAUUCACGUCUGUUCUGAGAACAAUUUUCCAACCGCCGCAGGUUUGGCUUCCAGUGCUGCGGGAUACGCGUGUCUCGCGGUGGCAUUAGCUAAACUUUAUAAAAUAGAGGGAGACAUAAGUGUGCUAGCGCGUUUUGGUUCUGGCUCGGCGUGUCGCAGUAUAAUGGGUGGUUUCGUGAGAUGGCACAUGGGCACGGACGAACACGGAACCGACAGCCUGGCGAAGCAAAUCGCGCCAGCUUCUCACUGGCCGGAGAUGAGGAUCUUGGUGCUGGUUGUGGACGAUAAACGAAAAAAAGUUCCAAGCGCAAUCGGCAUGAAACGGAGUUUGGAAACGUCCGAUCUGCUGCGUCACAGGAUAACAAGUGUAUUUCCGGAUAGAGCUGACAGAAUGCAACGGGCGAUCAUCGAGAAGGAUUUCAAGACCUUCGCCGAACUCACCAUGAAGGAUUCCAACCAGAUGCACGCUGUUUGCCUGGACACAUAUCCUCCGUGUGUUUAUAUGAACGAUGUUUCUUACAGCGUCGUAAAUCUUGUGCAUUCUUAUAACGACGCGACGAACGAUACGAAGAUCGCGUAUACUUUCGACGCCGGACCUAACGCCACGUUGUACUUAUUAGAGAAGGAUGUUCCCGCACUUGUAGGCGUUCUGGAUUAUUUCUUCCCCCCUCCUGAAAAUGUCACGGUCGAAUACAAGAGAGGAUUGCCUGUUGAAGGAAUCAAACCUUCACAAAGCUUGCUGGAGAAAUUAGAUGUCCAGAAGCGUCCACUGGGCCAUUUUAAGUACAUUAUAUGUACCAAGGUAGGAAAUGGACCCAAGUGUCUCACGAGUGUACAAGAUCGUCUGUUAGAUGGUCAAGUUUAUUUUUUACGUAAAGAGAGAGAUACCUACGUGGGACGUUUUGUGCUAAAUAUUUUUGCAAAGGAGCGAAAAUAUAUAUACUCAUAUCGCAUAAAAACCGAACUAUUUCACCGAUACACAACCACGUAUACACGUGUAUGUUACGACGUGACAUGUCACUUUUUAACUUGGAGAUAGUGCUUCUGAAAGGUA
Messenger RNA from Pseudomyrmex gracilis, 1365 nucleotides. It is a transcript of the gene Mvd, whose product is annotated as diphosphomevalonate decarboxylase. Gene Ontology annotation, molecular function: ATP binding; diphosphomevalonate decarboxylase activity. Gene Ontology annotation, cellular component: cytosol. Gene Ontology annotation, biological process: isoprenoid biosynthetic process; isopentenyl diphosphate biosynthetic process, mevalonate pathway. The record is from RefSeq and is a predicted model, not a curated record. The transcript has 10 exons. Lineage: Eukaryota; Metazoa; Arthropoda; Insecta; Hymenoptera; Formicidae. The coding region runs from base 31 to 1350 and encodes 439 amino acids.